Messenger RNA from Lachnellula hyalina, 639 nucleotides. RefSeq names its product N-acetylglucosamine-induced protein. Gene Ontology annotation, biological process: N-acetylglucosamine metabolic process. The record is from RefSeq and is a predicted model, not a curated record. Lineage: Eukaryota; Fungi; Ascomycota; Leotiomycetes; Helotiales; Lachnaceae. Gene Ontology annotation, cellular component: cytoplasm. The transcript has 2 exons. The coding region runs from base 1 to 639 and encodes 212 amino acids.
AUGGCCACUCAAGAAGAACUUGAGCAACAUGAUAAGGAGAAGCUGGAUAAGCAACCUCCUCCAUUCCCUCUGACUGAAAGGGACAAAUGGCUCCUUUCUAUCUCCGAUGAUGAGUUCACACCUCAUUCCUGGGACAAUCUGAAGCAAAUCAUAGAAACGAACACGCUCGAAGAACUCCUCCGCAAGCCUUCGUCCCUUCGCCGCUACCUCUCCUGGUCGCAAACCAUAAAAACACAAUACGGCAGCACGACCGCCUACCUAAUCCAGCACCGUCUCCCCUGGGGUCCUCCUCCCUUCACCUACACGUCCCCCAUCCCCUUCCGUUGCCACUCAGACUAUAAGAUCCUGCUGAACGAUUGGCCGUACGGUGUUGAGGACGAUAUUACGCAUAUUGUGGUCUGGAGCAAGACGCCGAUUGCAACCAAUGAGGCCGGUGAUGUGACGGAGGAGAGUAGGGGUGUUAUUGAGGGGUUUGUGGGGAGUGUUUUUGCGGAGAGGGUGGGGAGGGAGAAGGGGAGCGUGGUUUGGUUUAAGAAUUGGGCGCAGUUGCAGAGUGUGAGGGCGUUGGAGCAUAUUCAUGUUUUAGUGAGGAAUGCUACGAAAGAGGAUUUAGAGUUUUGGACUGGGGAGAAGGUAUAG